GCCCCCAGACUUCGUCACCUCAUCAAUUUUUUUCUGUGGAGGGAAAAAAAAAAUUGCACUCCCUUUCCCCUUCGAUUUCGACCCUAGGGUUUCAGGAAAGCUUCAAAGCCCCGGCCUCCGCUUCGUCAAACUCUUAAUUUCCGGAAGAGAAAAUGCAGAACCGGAAGCAGAAGGAAAAGAAGAAGGAAACCAUGGAGUCGAUCGAUAAUCAUGACCUGAGCUUUAGGAAGAUCAUGAAAGAUGUUGAGCUCUUCAGUUCCUCGCAUAUGACAUGGAAGGAGAGGAAAGCGAUGGAGAACAACAAGGUUGUCACACUCGGUGGAAAGCCCCCGAAGAAGCAGAGGUUACCAUUGAGUGUAGCACGAGUACAAAUGAAGAAACAAAAAGAAAGGGAACAAAAGAUGCUUGAACAGAGCACGAUCCUUGACCGAUUUGGGGGAAAUUUUGGUGCAAAUACUAAGAAACCCGUGGAGAGGCGGAGGCCAGAGCAGAGAGUGCUCAAAGCAACUGAAGGGAACUUCAGGAAUGGCGUUCUAGACGUCAGACAUUUGCUACAUUCCUCCGGGCCUUCAAGGGAUACCAGUAGGAGCAGCGAUUUAAGCAAUCACGGUAAGAAGAAUAACAAGGGAGGCAGCAAAAAGAAGAAAGGGCAGAAGAAAGGUGGCAAAAGGAAAAGCAGAUAAUCUCAUUGCCUAAGAAAUUUUCCGGGACAUACGCUGCCUUAGGGGUGUACCUGCAUCGAUCUCGGAUCAUUGAGCAGCUUGAGCUAUACUGGAGGGUGAAUUUGAGGAUGUAGAGUGUGUUCUGUUUGUUGCAGCUUAGAGUUUUAGACUGGUCGAUGUUUACUAAAUCAAAGCAUUAUGAUUACUUUAUUGAUUUGAUAGUGUUGAUUCAUC
Tarenaya hassleriana is the source of this 896-nucleotide messenger RNA. RefSeq lists its product as uncharacterized. The record is from RefSeq and is a predicted model, not a curated record. NCBI's taxonomy places the organism in Eukaryota, Viridiplantae, Streptophyta, Magnoliopsida, Brassicales, Cleomaceae. Gene Ontology annotation, cellular component: nucleolus. Gene Ontology annotation, biological process: maturation of SSU-rRNA from tricistronic rRNA transcript (SSU-rRNA, 5.8S rRNA, LSU-rRNA). The transcript has 4 exons. The coding region runs from base 153 to 683 and encodes 176 amino acids.